AACACACAAGUCGCCGGCAGAUCAGGUCAGACUGUUUCCAUUUUGACAGCUUACAGUCGGCUUUUGUCCCUCGUCGGGGCUUCUAAACACAGUGUCGUCUGGGGACAAAAAGGCUCGACUAAGAAGGAAAUCUUCCAGGAACAUGGGUACUCGACAGGAGCUGUUGUCGGGCGGCCCAGAGGUGCGCAAGCUGGAAAAGCUUUUCCAGUCUGGAGCCGGCGUUCCAGACCAGGGUUGGAGAAUCCCCCUGGACCAUGAGUUUCCGCGGAGGAAUAUGAAGCCUAAUGCCAAGCCUCGCUUCAAGCAGUUCAAAGAUCUGUACGGAGUGUUCUAUAGGUACUUUGUCUGGUGGAUAAAGAAGAAAAGUUCACACAAGAAACCAGUCAUUGAUAACCUGAACCCUGUGCAGCUUCAACAGAUUUACGGUGUACCAUUAGGUGGUCUAGGCUGUGGGAGUAUAUGCCGUGGCUGGAAGGGUGACUUCUGUAGGUGGGCACUGCUACCUGGGAUCUACAGCUAUGACAUCAAAAUGGCCAACCAGUUUACGGUGUGUAUACGUAGAAGAGGGCAGACGACGUACCAGCAGGUUCUAUCCACCAGACACCCCUCGUGUCUGACGGAGUGGAACUGGAGCUACAGCCCCGCCCACGCCUACUACCACGCCCUGUACCCCCGCGCCUGGACCGUGUACGACUUACCCGGGCAGAACAUCACGCUAACAUGUCGACAGGUGUCACCUGUGCUGCCACAUGACUACAAGGAUAGCAGCCUUCCUGCCGCUGUGUUUGUCUGGACCGCAGAGAAUCAUGGGAAGGAAGAGGUAGACAUCAGCCUGAUGUUCACCUUCCAGAAUUCCAUUGGAGCUGAAACCGACCUCUCGGGAGGUCACUGGAACGAACCAUUUUCCGUCAAUGAGGAGGGGGUCCACCCCGUAUCAGGGAUAUUGUUGCAUCACCAGCAUAAGACGAUGCCUUGCACAAUCGCCUUAGGAAUACCGCACAAGGACGGCAUCAGAGUGACCGGGAGCACGUCGUUUAACCCAGCUGGUUCUGGGAAGGAGAUCUGGAGAGAUCUGAUGUCAGACGGAGAACUGGGGUCACCAGAAGCCCCCACAAACAAGACAGUGAAAGGAGAAGCUCUGGCCGGGGCAGUCUGUGCAUCCUUCAAGCUGCCUGCAGGUGGGAAACAGGACACGGAGUUUGCUCUGGCCUGGGACAUGCCUGUCAUCAAGUUUGGUGGGUCCUGUCGCACCUACAAGAGGUGGUACACCCGCUGGUUCGGGGAAGAUGGGACAGCCGCCCCCAGACUUGCUGCACACGCCCUCAGUCACUACACGGAGUGGGAGAGAACCAUAGAGGAGUGGCAGAGGCCAGUUCUGGACAAUCAGUCGUACCCUGACUGGUACAGGUCUGCCCUGUUCAAUGAGCUGUACUACAUGUCGGAUGGAGGGACCAUCUGGCUGGUGGCGGAGGACAGUAGUGACGGACAUGUGGAGAACAACCUGCCGCCAUGGCUCAGGCAGAAAACUCCUGCUCACAUCAUGGAGUAUGGCAGGUUCGGAUAUCUGGAAGGCCAUGAGUACAGAAUGUACAACACCUAUGACGUCCACCACUAUGCAUCCUUUGCCUUAGCCAUGCUGUGGCCUCAGCUGGAAUACAGCAUCCAAUAUGACUAUGCACUGACUAUCCUGGAGGAGGACAGAAGUUGGCAGCCAGAGUUGUGGCAUGGUGGCUGGAUGCACAGGAAGGCCAUCAACGCUGUACCUCACGACCUCGGCGAUCCAUUUGAUGAGCCAUUUGUCCACGUCAAUGCCUACAUGAUCCACGACACAUCCGACUGGAGGGAUCUGAACCUGAAGUUUGUGUUACAAGUCUUCAGGGACUACUUUGUUGGUCGUGAUAAGGACUUUCUAGCCUUCAUGUGGCCAAGAGCCCAGGCUGUUAUGACCAAAGCCCUGACAUGGGACACAGAUGAAGAUGGGAUGAUAGACAACAGUGGGGCAGCCGACCAGACGUACGAUGCCUGGAUUGUAACAGGAGCAAGUGCGUACUGUGGUGGGCUGUGGCUGGCUGCCCUGAGGUGUAUGGUGGAGAUAUCUCACAUCCUGGGGAAGGAGGAGGAGGAACAACAUUACCUGGCAGUCAUGCAGAGGGCCAAAACUGCUUAUGAAGAGAAACUUUGGAAUGGGGAGUAUUACAACUAUGACUGCAGUGGGAGGUCCUACUCCAACUCCAUCAUGGCGGGGGCCGGGUCGGGACACUGGUACAUCCGCGCCUGCGGGCUGGUGCCAGAGGACAACGAAGUCAUGGACUCAGACAGGGAGGUGCUGCCAUUGGACCACGUGGCGAGUUCGCUGAGGAAAGUGUACGACUUCAACGUGAUGCAGUUCCACCAGGGCACCAUGGGAGCUGUGAACGGGAUGCGCCCCAGCGGGAAGAAGGACCUGACCAGCAUGCAGAGUGAGGAGGUUUGGACCGGCAUCACGUACGCACUGGCAGCCAGUAUGAUACAGGAGGGUAUGUUGGAGGAGGGUUUCCAGACAGCCUAUGGUGUGUACAACAUGUGUUACCGCCAGUGUGGCUUCGCCUUCCAAACUCCGGAAGCCUACCUGGAGAAGGACUUCUACCGCUCGCUGGGCUACAUGCGACCUCUGGCCAUCUGGGCCAUGCAGUGGGCCCUGGAGGGCAGGCACAGGGCAAGGGUCACCAGUAGCUAAAGGUUAGGGGCAUAGGUCACAGGUCAGGGCAUAGGUCACAGGUCAAAUGUAUCAGUAGAUACUGGUUUUAAAGCCCCUUUCGGGGACCUUUCCUCGAACAACAGCCGAUCAAGGUUGGCUGAAGUUUGGGAGCAGUCUGACCAGAUUUAGUCCAUGUCUACCUCUUUCUUUAUACAAAUCAAAUCAAACUUGAGUUAAAUAUAGUCAAAUUUGAAUGUCAUCUGCACCCCGAACUACUCUUGAACACCAGCCAACCAUGGCCGAACUUGAAACAUUUGACUGGUACCUCCAAACAGUAGCCUGCCUGGCCGAACACCAGCCAACCUUACCUUGCUGCAGGCCUACUCCUAAGUCAUAACGGUUACCAUUGUUGAGGAUUUCAGGUAGUGUUCCAGAGGUCAUAUUCGUAAGAGUGUGACAGAGGCUUUACAGGGUACUAGAAGUACAUUUACUGACAAUAGGUACAUGUACAUGUACAUGUAGUUACAUUAAUUUGUACUUUAGGGCAUGAUUACACAUGACAUUGUUCUUCUCGGCCUUGAAGUACAAUGUAAGUAUACGUCCAAAAAAUUGCAAGGUAAGAUUGUGCCAGGAAACAUUUUGCCUUUUGUUCUUUAUACAUGUAGGCAUUGGCAAU
Molecule: messenger RNA, 3353 nt
Organism: Branchiostoma belcheri (Belcher's lancelet)
Lineage: Eukaryota; Metazoa; Chordata; Leptocardii; Amphioxiformes; Branchiostomatidae
Product: non-lysosomal glucosylceramidase-like
Biological process (GO): glucosylceramide catabolic process; central nervous system development; carbohydrate metabolic process
Cellular component (GO): membrane
Molecular function (GO): beta-glucosidase activity; glucosylceramidase activity
Source: RefSeq, a predicted model, not a curated record